CAUUCACAUGAACGAAUCUUUAAAGCCCCGAAUUUUGGCGCCGCGGCACCAGUAAUAUGUGUCAGGAGGAGGAGCCCAGGGGCGAAAGUGAUCCCCUAAGGCCUAAACCCUUAGACAAAACCCUAGCUCGAGCCAGGUAGGCGAAGCGAAAUGAUAUUGCUCGAGCCGGAAUUUGUAACGUUUUAUAUUAUCCCUGUGAAAAAUCGACACACAAAGGAAAAUCUCUUAAAUGACUAAAAUCCCUUCCCUCGCUCAGAAGAAUCACGGAAGUGAAAGAGGGGGCCGUGGGGUGUUCGGAGACGUCUACGUAAUGCUUCCCCAAGAGAUGGACAUUGAGAAAGCGGAUAAAUUUGAUCUUCGAUUUCAACUGCCUGACCUCAGGCACGCACUCAGAGACUUUUUUGGGACUAGAGAGGUUGGUGAGUUUGUAAGUGGAGCGUUAGCAGGGGCUAUGACUAAAGCUGUACUUGCUCCUCUUGAGACAGUCAGAACAAGAAUGGUGGUUGGUGUUGGGUCGAAAAGCAUCAUUGGAAGUUUCAUUGAGGUAAUAGAUCAGCAGGGUUGGCAGGGGCUAUGGGCUGGGAAUGCUAUCAAUAUGCUCCGUAUAAUCCCUACGCAAGCAAUUGAGUUUGGCACAUUUGAAUGUGUAAAACGAUCAAUGACUUCAUUGCAAGACAAAUGGAAACAGAAUCAAUGUCCUAAGUUGCAGAUAGGUUGCAUCAAUUUGAACUUUUCUAUGUGUUGGAUUUCUCCAGUUGCUGUGGCUGGUGCAGCUGCUGGAAUCAUGAGCACCCUUGUGUGCCAUCCCUUGGAAGUGUUGAAGGAUAGAUUGACAGUAAGUCCUGAGACCUACCCUAAUUUAGGACUUGCAGUUAGCAAAAUUUAUAAAGAUGGUGGCAUAGGUGCUUUUUAUUCUGGCAUUUCACCUACAUUAAUUGGCAUGCUUCCGUACAGUACAUGUUAUUAUUUCAUGUAUGAGACCAUGAAGCAAUCUUACUGCCAGACCAAAAAUAAGAAGUCGCUAAACCGGCCAGAGAUGCUUCUAGUUGGAGCUCUAGCAGGUUUUACUGCAAGCACUAUCAGCUUCCCCCUGGAGGUGGCCAGAAAACGCCUUAUGGUAGGAGCUUUGCAGGGUAAGUGCCCACCACACAUGGCUGCAGCGCUUGCAGAAGUCGUUCGAGAAGAGGGUCUGUUGGGGCUCUACAGAGGAUGGGGUGCAAGCUGUUUGAAGGUUAUGCCAUCCUCUGGCAUCACCUGGAUGUUCUAUGAAGCUUGGAAGGACAUAUUGCUUGUCCACAAGACUCAUACUUUAUAACUUAACAAGAAUUGGAUCAUUGUUUUUGUGAUAGUUGCCAGCUAGCUGGUUCUUGAGGUUUUCUAACCCUUUGCUAUGGAAUGGAAGUUUAGGAAAAGGUUCCAGAGCGGGGGAAAAAAUUUCAAUUGAUAAAAUGUAAUUCAAGUGUGGUGGGUGAGAAUGGGUUUUCCCACACUUCAAUAUCCAGAUAUACAAUUUGAAUAUUUUUUUUCA
This is a messenger RNA of Prosopis cineraria, 1528 nucleotides long. Its product is annotated as probable mitochondrial adenine nucleotide transporter BTL1. The record is from RefSeq and is a predicted model, not a curated record. Gene Ontology annotation, biological process: transmembrane transport. Bases 230 to 1315 code for a protein of 361 amino acids. The transcript has 6 exons. NCBI's taxonomy places the organism in Eukaryota, Viridiplantae, Streptophyta, Magnoliopsida, Fabales, Fabaceae.